AUGAUAGCCAUCGGUUUACAGAUGCGCGUUAUUCGAGCCUUCCAAUCGAAUGCAUAUACUGCGCACCCGACCUCGCUGACAACUUCUACUGCAGAACGUCUUCGUGCCAGUUAUCGUAGGCUACAACUUGCACGGGAAAGAGAAGAACAAAUAAGGAUACAUUCCACGAGACCCGGUGAAGAAAUUCGGAUAGAAAAUAUGCCAAAGGACAGAGCGGUCAUCGGAUUCGUCUGA
Messenger RNA from Gongylonema pulchrum, 234 nucleotides. The record is from the annotation of a GenBank genome assembly. NCBI's taxonomy places the organism in Eukaryota, Metazoa, Nematoda, Chromadorea, Rhabditida, Gongylonematidae.